AACGAUCAGUUCGCUUUGAGCAUUGCUACGCGUUGGACGCGAUCUUCGGAAAAUUGUGAUUCCUAAACGAAAAACGAAACGACUGAUACACCACUACAUACAACAAGAUAUUAACAAGUAAACGACUAAAUAAAAAAUAGCCACAUAAAAAGAGAGAAAAAAGUGCAAAAAAAUACCGAAAACACUGAAUAUUUUGAUCGAGACAGUUUCAGAUUCUGUGCUUGCGUGUUUUAGUUGAGAUUUUGCGUGGAAUAAAAACUGUGUGCUAGUGAUUUCGAGUUAGCUAUUUAACAUAUUUUUCGCAUUUUGUAUUAAAACAAUUGACGUGUGUGCUGCUUAAUUUUGUGCGAAACGUAAAUACACAUCAUCUGUGAUUUAUAGAAGUAAUAACAUUUUUUACAUUUACUAAUUUGUGCCCAGUUAAGUAUUUGGACCUGCGGGUUUUAAAAAUUUAUUAAAAUGGUCUCGAAAGGUAGCAAAAAGAAACAGCAGCAAGUAAGUGGAAGUAAAAAUGCUGCAAGCAGCAGCAAAAUCACAUCUAGAUCCUCGACAACUAUGCAACGUACUGCAGGCGUUGGCACAGACUCAGCAUCAAACAGCAAGUCUGUGUUAGAAGUCACUCCGUCAUCGUCGAACUCGACUCAAUCGCCUACGUGGACCAAAACUUCACAGCAGGUACAAAAAUCCGAAUCGACAGCGAGCAGCGAAUCAAUGCAUGCAACCACACACGCAGGCACGCAGUCGCAAACGCAAUUAUUCAAGAGCAGCAGUAGCAGCACGAGUCACAUUGAGUCGAGGUCAGAGCAAAUUGGGCAAAAGGAACAAGAAAUAUUUCAGAUUGGCAGCGCCGAUAUAACACCACUGGUUUCCACAAUGACCGACACAUUAAAAUCGACGAAAGCAUCAUCAUCAUCAUCCUCAUUUCAGCAGAAAUCAGAAUUUUAUGAAGAGAUCUCGGGCGAUUACUCGAAUUCAAAAAUUAUAUCCUCCAUCGAUCUGCUUGAAAGUGAUAGAAAAGAGCCUGUUUUCUCGGUGCCGAUCGAUGUCGUUGAGAUUAUAGGGGGCAGUAGUUCCAGCGUGGGCAGUUUAAACAAAGCGUACUCCUCCUCUUCCCAGUCACAAACCGGCGUGAUGUCCAGCAUCAGCAGUUCCAACGUAGCACAAAUGCAUUCCGCCAACAGUAGCAGUAAGGUCAUUGACGGUGGAAUUAUGAUCAGCGACAUGUCUACGGAAAACUCGAAGUCGUCCUUGUCUAUGUCGAGAACAGAAAAGUCGGGCAAAGUCACAUCCAGUAAUGUUGAAAUGACAUCAUCGUCAAACAAGUUUUCAGCGAAUGAUGUGAGCAGCAGUAGCACCGCAAUCAACAGCCACACGUCGUACUCGACGAUUGAUGGUCGUGCCAUUAAUGGUGACACAACACCAGCAAUAGCGCCGCCAAUUACAUCGCCUACAACAGGCAAGAAGACUUCAAUGGCAUACACAAAAGAUACACAGAGGGCAGUCGAUGACGUCUCCAAUUCCACCAGCGCUGCCGCAAGUCAGAGCUACUCAAGCGAAGCUAAUACGUCACUGAGUAACACAGCGAAAACUAUGAAGAGUGACGUCGUAAGUAGCCAGCAAUUGGCUUCCAAAAAGUCAACAAAAACGUCCUCCGUUACAGAGCAAAAUAUAUCUGAGGAAACAAUCGAACUAAGCUCGCUGAAGAAAAGUAAAUCAACUUCAAAGAAAGAGGUGUACGAUGUAAAAACCAAGAGAUGGACAGAGCUCAACGAAAAGACCGGCACUAGCGUUUCCAACAAAAAGCAUCCAACCAUUGAACGUUACGUUAGCCGCGAAUCCGAUGGCACAUACAAAAUUACUUACAAGAAGAAAAUAUUCGAUCAGCGUGCAAACAAGUGGAAAAUCAUUGAAGAGAAGACGGUGGACAGUGCUCAUGACACUCAUUACCCCGAAAUAGUUGAUGAUGUCAUCAAUACGACGACUACAACGUACACAACAAAAGUGUAUGACACCAAGACCGGAGAGUGGAAAAUCGUUGAAGAGAAAUCUUUUGUGGACGCAAAAGCUUUUGUGCCAAACGACAUUGUUCGUGAAAUCGAAAAAGACAAUACAGAUGUGGCGAAUAUAACAACGACAACCGAAGUAACUAAGAUAUUUGACGCUAGCCUGAACGACUGGCGGGUACUAGAUGAGAAAACGCAUACCGAUGUUAUUGAGAGAAUCGUUGAAACGCCCAAAAAGACAAUUUAUGUAGACGAGUAUGUAGAAAUCGAAAAGAAUGUAGAAAUAACGGAAGACAGUGAAAAUGUUACCAAUAAAAGUACUAACACAUCAAAGAGGAAGGACAUUACCACAAAUGUAUACGAUGAAGUUGAUGAGGUUAGGAAAGAAAGGCUGACUUCAAAUGACUCAAAAAUCCGUGGAGUCGAUAGAAAGGAAUCAUUUGGUUCAAAACAUACGGAAAUGUGCAUUUGUGAAAUUUGUACGUGUGGACGUCAUCACUGUACCUCAAGUGUGAAGCAAACAGAUACUAUUUUGGAGACUACAGAUUUGUUGGAUGAGUCAGAGGCACGUAUACGUUCCAACACUUGGUCUAAAAAAGACCUUGAAAAAUCUCGUUUAAAACUAUUAUAUGAUCUCGGUGAUCAAGCCACUUUGAUUAAGCCGGUGGAUAAUUUAAAACCUGAAGGAGAAUUUACAGUUCCGGAAAAAAUUUCAUUCCAGCCAUCACAGAGAACUAAAAUUAUAACUCGUAAUGAUAACCUGCGUACGGAAGGAGAAAUGACCUUUACCGAAAAGGAGGAAUAUCAGUAUGUAACAAGACCUGUCCAAGUUAGGCCUAUCGACAACCUAAAGCCUGAAGGUGAAUUCUAUGUGCCAGACAAGGCAAAGUACCAACCAGCAGAAAAAUCUAUUCAAAUAAAACAUAAAGAUAAUCUAAAGCCCGAGGGAGACUUUUAUGCUCCUGAAAAGCAAGGUUAUCAGCCCACUGAACGUCCAUUACAAAAAAAACCGAAAGAUAAUUUAAAACCGGAAGGCGAAUUUACGGUCCCUGAAAAGAUUCCAUAUGAGUCAGCAGAACGGCCAACGCGAAUUAAAAGAAUGGAUAACCUUCGCACCGAAGGCGAAAUGACAUUCGAAACCAAAGAAGAAUAUCAUUCCAUUGUAAGGCCUGAUCAGGUUAAACCUACUGAUAAUCUAAAGCCAGAAGGAAAGUUUUACAGUCCGGAGAAGCCCAAAUACCAGCCAGCCGAGAAACCAACGCAAAUCCGGCAUACAGACAACCUUAAACCCGAAGGCGAGUUCUACACCCCUGAAAAGCAUAGUUUUAUUCCUGCUGAUCGUCCAACGCAGAAACGACCAGAGGAUAAUUUAAGACCUGAAGGUGACUUUUACGCCCCAGAAAAGCCAAAAUUCCAAUCAGGAGAGCGCCCAUCCCAAGUAAAAUACGCAGAUAAUUUGCGACCAGAAGGUGAAUUUUACACUCCCGAGAAGCCUGAAUAUAAGCCUGCCGAGCGUCCAAUGCAGAAAAAACCAGAAGAUAACUUGAGACCAGAAGGCGAGUUUUACACACCUGAAAAGCCAGGAUUUAGGCCAGCGGAACGCCCAAUGCAAACGAAGCCAGAGGAUAACUUACGACCCGAAGGUGACUUCUUUACUCCCGAAAAACCAGGAUAUACACCUGCUGAACGCCCCACACAGAAGAAACCAGAGGACAAUUUGCGGCCGGAAGGCGAAUUCUACAAACCAGAAAAAGUCGGCUUCCAGCCCGCAGAGCGCCCAACACAAAAGAGGCCGGUGGAUAAUCUAAGACCCGAAGGUGACUUUACGGCACCAGAAAAGAUCCCAUAUAGAUCUGCCGAGCGGAUUGAGCGUGUUAUAAGAAAUGAUAACUUGCGCUCAGAAGGCGAAAUGACGUUUGAAACAAAAACGGAAUAUCAGUUUGUAAUAAGACCCGAUCAGGUGAAACCUACUGAUAAUCUUAAGCCAGAGGGAGAAUUUUAUACUCCAGAAAAACCAAAAUACCAACCAGGAGAGAAACCAAUGCAAAUUCGGCACAUAGACAACUUGAAGCCAGAAGGAGAGUUUUAUACUCCCGAAAAAUCUAGUUUCAUACCUGCUGAGCGUCCAACUCAACAGCGCCCGGAAGACAACUUGAGGCCAGAGGGUGAAUUUUAUGCCCCAGAAAAACCAAAAUUCCAACCUGGAGAACGUCCAUCGCAAGUAAAAUAUGCAGAUAAUUUGCGACCAGAAGGUGAAUUUUACACACCUGAGAAGACAGGAUUUAGGCCCGCCGAACGCCCAACACAAAAUAAACCAGAGGAUAAUCUACGUCCAGAAGGUGAGUUCUACAUCCUUGAGAGGCCGACGUAUCGGCCAGGGGAACGCCCAACUCAAAUCAUACCGGAAGACAAUCUGCGACCUGAGGGUGAAUUCUACACUCCUAAGAAGCCUGGAUAUAAGCCCGCGGAGCGACCUGUACAGAAAAAACCGGAAGAUAACCUGAAACCAGAAGGUGAAUUUUACGCACCUGAGAAGCCAGGAUUUAGGCCUGCCGAACGCCCAACACAAAAGAAACCUGAAGAUAACCUACGUCCAGAAGGUGAGUUCUACACCCAUGAGAAGCCAAAGUUUCAACCAGGCGAGCGCCCAACUCAAGUCAGACCGGAAGACAAUCUGCGACCUGAGGGUGAAUUCUACGCUCCUGAGAAGCCUGGAUAUAAGCCUGCAGAGCGACCUGUACAGAAAAAGCCGGAAGAUAACUUAAGACAGGAGGGUGACUUCUACACACCUGAGAAGCCAGGAUUUAGGCCCGCCGAACGCCCUGUACAAAAGAAACCUGAAGAUAACCUACGCCCAGAAGGUGAGUUCUACACCCCUGAGAAGCCGAAGUUUCAGCCCGGGCAACGCCCAAAUCAAAUCAGACCGGAAGACAACCUGCGACCUGAGGGUGAAUUCUACGCUCCUGAGAAGCCUGGAUAUAAGCCUGCAGAGCGACCUGUACAGAAAAAGCCGGAAGAUAACUUAAGACAGGAGGGUGACUUCUACACACCUGAGAAGCCAGGAUUUAGGCCCGCCGAACGCCCUGUACAAAAGAAACCUGAAGAUAACCUACGCCCAGAAGGUGAGUUCUACACCCCUGAGAAGCCGAAGUUUCAGCCCGGGCAACGCCCAAAUCAAAUCAGACCGGAAGACAACCUGCGACCUGAGGGUGAAUUCUACGCUCCUGAGAAGCCUGGAUAUAAGCCUGCAGAGCGACCUGCACAGAAAAAGCCGGAAGAUAAUUUAAGGCCAGAAGGUGACUUCUACACACCUGAGAAGCCAGGAUUUAAGCCUGCCGAACGCCCAACACAAAAGAAACCUGAAGACAACCUACGUCCAGAAGGUGAGUUCUACACACAUGAGAAGCCCAAGUUUCAACCAGGCGAGCGUCCAACUCAAGUCAGACCCGAAGACAAUCUGCGACCCGAGGGUGAAUUUUACGCUCCUGCGAAGCCGGGAUAUAAGCCGGCGGAGCGACCUGUACAGAAAAAACCGGAAGAUAACCUGAAACCAGAAGGUGACUUUUACGCACCUGAGAAGCCAGGAUUUAGGCCCGCCGAACGCCCAUCGCAAAAGAAACCUGAAGAUAACCUGCGUCCAGAAGGUGAGUUCUACACCCAUGAGAAGCCCAAGUUUCAACCAGGCGAGCGUCCAACUCAAGUCAGACCGGAAGACAAUCUGCGACCCGAGGGUGAAUUUUACGCUCCUGAGAAGCCUGGAUAUAAGCCGGCGGAGCGACCUGUACAGAAAAAACCGGAAGAUAACCUGAAACCAGAAGGUGACUUUUACGCACCUGAGAAGCCAGGAUUUAGGCCCGCCGAACGCCCCACACAAAAGAAACCUGAAGAUAACCUACGCCCAGAAGGUGAGUUCUACACCCCUGAGAAGCCGAAGUUUCAGCCAGGGCAACGCCCAACUCAAGUCAGACCGGAAGACAAUCUGCGACCUGAGGGUGAAUUCUACGCUCCUGAGAAGCCUGGAUAUAAGCCUGCAGAGCGACCUGUACAGAAAAAGCCGGAAGAUAACUUAAGGCCAGAAGGUGACUUCUACACACCUGAGAAGCCAGGAUUUAGGCCAGCUGAACGCCCAAAACAAAAGAAACCUGAAGAUAACCUACGUCCAGAAGGUGAGUUCUACACCCAUGAGAAGCCCAAGUUUCAACCAGGCGAGCGUCCAACUCAAGUCAGACCGGAAGACAAUCUGCGACCCGAGGGUGAAUUUUACGCUCCUGAGAAGCCUGGAUAUAAGCCGGCGGAGCGACCUGUACAGAAAAAACCGGAAGAUAACCUGAAACCAGAAGGUGACUUUUACGCACCUGAGAAGCCAGGAUUUAGGCCCGCCGAACGCCCCACACAAAAGAAACCUGAAGAUAACCUACGCCCAGAAGGUGAGUUCUACACCCCUGAGAAGCCGAAGUUUCAGCCAGGGCAACGCCCAACUCAAGUCAGACCGGAAGACAAUCUGCGACCUGAGGGUGAAUUCUACGCUCCUGAGAAGCCUGGAUAUAAGCCUGCAGAGCGACCUGUACAGAAAAAGCCGGAAGAUAACUUAAGGCCAGAAGGUGACUUCUACACACCUGAGAAGUCAGGAUUUAGGCCUGCCGAACGCCCAACACAAAAGAAACCUGAAGAUAACCUACGUCCAGAAGGUGAGUUCUACACCCAUGAGAAGCCCAAGUUUCAACCAGGCGAGCGUCCAACUCAAGUCAGACCGGAAGACAAUCUGCGACCCGAGGGUGAAUUCUACGCUCCUGAGAAGCCUGGAUAUAAGCCGGCGGAGCGACCUGUACAGAAAAAACCGGAAGAUAACCUGAAACCAGAAGGUGACUUUUACACACCUGAGAAGCCAGGAUAUAGGCCCGCCGAACGCCCCACACAAAAGAAACCUGAAGAUAACCUACGCCCAGAAGGUGAGUUCUACACCCCUGAGAAGCCGAAGUUUCAGCCAGGGCAACGCCCAACUCAAGUCAGACCGGAAGACAAUCUGCGACCUGAGGGUGAAUUCUACGCUCCUGAGAAGCCUGGAUAUAAGCCUGCAGAGCGACCUGUACAGAAAAAGCCGGAAGAUAACUUAAGGCCAGAAGGUGACUUCUACACACCUGAGAAGUCAGGAUUUAGGCCUGCCGAACGCCCAACACAAAAGAAACCUGAAGAUAACCUACGUCCAGAAGGUGAGUUCUACACCCAUGAAAAGCCCAAGUUUCUACCAGGCGAGCGCCCAACUCAAGUCAGACCGGAAGACAAUCUGCGACCCGAAGGUGAAUUUUAUGCUCCUGAGAAGCCUGGAUAUAAGCCUGCAGAGCGACCUGUACAGAAAAAGCCGGAAGAUAACUUAAGGCCAGAAGGUGACUUUUACACACCUGAGAAGCAAGGAUUUAGGCCGGCCGAACGCCCUAUUCAGAGGAAGCCUGAAGACAACUUGAAGUCAGAGGGUGUGUUUUAUACUCCACAGAAAUCGGAAUAUGUCCCCGCUGAACGUCCCACUCAGAAGAAACCAGAAGACAACUUGAGGCCGGAGGGGGAAUUCUACAUACCAGACAAGCCUGGCUAUCAAGCAGCAGAGCGCCCAGCUCAAAAGAAACCGCAGGAUAAUUUGAAACCAGAAGGUGAAUUUUAUACUCCUGAGAAACCCGAAUUCAGACCGGCAGAACGUCCCAGACAAAAGAAGCCAGAAGACAACUUGAGGCCAGAGGGUGAAUUUUAUAAGCUCGAAAAGCCUGGAUUCCAGCCAGCAGAACGCCCAGCGCAAGUCAAACCGGAAGACAAUUUGAAACCGGAGGGUGAAUUGUAUACGCCAGAAAAACCCGGGUAUCAGCCCGCAGAGAGGCCACUUCAGAGGAAACCUGAGGAUAACUUGAGACCGGAGGGUGAAUUCGCUGUUCCAGAAAAGAUUCCAUAUAAGCCAGCUGAAAAAACUGAGCGAAUAAUACGGAAGGAUAACUUGCGUUCUGAAGGAAAAAUGACAUUUGAGACUAAACAGGAAUAUCAGUUUGUGAUCAGACCAGAGCAAGUGAAACCCCUUGAUAACCUUAAGCCGGAGGGAGAAUUUUAUGCUCCAGAGAAACAAAAAUACCAACGAGGUGAGAAACCUUUGCAAGUUAGGCAUGAGGACAAUUUGAAGCCAGAGGGUGCGUUCUAUACACCCGAGAAACCGGAAUUUAUCCCCGCUGAAAGGCCAAGUCAAAAGAAGCCAGAAGACAACUUGAAGCCAGAAGGAGAAUUUUAUUCUCCAGAAAAACCUAAAUAUCAGCCAGCAGAGAGACCACAUCAGAAGAAACCGGAGGAUAACUUGAGACCUGAGGGGGAACUUUCUGUGCCAGAAAAGAUAGCAUAUAAGCCAGCUGAAAAGAUGGAGAUAAUAAUACGGAAAGAUAAUUUGCGUUCAGAGGGUGAAAUGACAUUUGAGACUAGAGAGGAAUAUCAGUUUGUUACCAGACCGGACCAAGUCAAACCUACUGAUAACCUUAAGCCGGAGGGAGAGUUUUAUGCUCCAGAAAAACCAAAAUACCAACCGGCUGAGAAACCUGUACAAGUUAGGCAUGAAGACAAUUUGAAGUCAGAAGGUGAAUUCUAUACCCCUAAAAAAGCAGAAUUUAGGCCCGCGGAACGACCUAGUCAGAAGAAGCCAGAAGACAACUUGAGGCCAGAGGGACAAUUUUAUACACCAGAAAAGCCUGAAUAUCAGCCCGCAGAAAGACCUCAUCAGAAGAGACCGGAAGAUAACUUGAGACCUGAGGGAGAAUUUACAGUGCCCGAAAAGAUAGCCUAUAAGCCAGCUGAAAAGACGGAGCGAAUAAUACGGAAAGAUAAUUUGCGCUCAGAAGGAGAAAUGACAUUUGAGACUAGAGAGGAAUAUCAAUUUGUUAUUAGACCGGACCAAGUGAAACCUACUGAUAACCUUAAGCCGGAAGGAGAAUUUUACUCGCCAGAAAAGCCGAAAUUCCAUCCAGGGGAGAAAUCAUUACAAAUAAGACACGAAGAUAAUUUGAAACCUGAAGGUGAAUUCUAUGUUCCUGACAAGCCAGAAUUCAAACCGGCGGAACGUCCCAGUCAGAAAAAGCCGGUAGAUAACUUGAAACCAGAAGGUAAAUUUUAUACACCGGAAAAGUCUGGUUUCCAGCCAGCAGAACGGCCACUUCAGAAGAGACCAGAAGACAAUUUGAAACCAGAAGGCGAAUUUUAUGCGCCUGAGCGACCGGAAUUCAAAUCCGCGGAGCGGCCAACUCAGAAGAAACCGGAAGACAACUUAAGACCAGAGGGCGCCUUCACUGUGCCUGAGAAGACCCCAUAUAAACCAGCUGAAAAAACGGAGAGAAUAAUUCGGAAAGAUAAUUUACGAUCAGAAGGGGAAAUGAUAUUUGAAUCCAGAGAAGAAUAUCAAUUUGUUUCCAGACCUGAACAGGUUAAACCCUCUGAUAACCUUAGGCCAGAGGGUGAAUUUUACACUCCGAAAAGAUCGAAGUACAUCCCCGCGGAGCGUCCUACCCAGAAGAAGCCUGAGGAUAAUCUGCGGCCAGAAGGUAAAUUUCAUGCUCCCGAUAAAUCAGAAUUUAAGCCAGGGGAUCGGCCCUCUCAGAAGAAGCCUGUUGAUAACUUGAGACCAGAAGGCGAGUUUUAUAUUCCUGAUAAACCAUGUUAUAAACCGGCGGAGCGUCCAACACAGAAAAAACCGGAGGAUAACUUGAGGCCUGAAGGUGAAUUUUAUUCUCCGGAGAAACCCAAAUUCCAACCUGGCGAACGCCCAUCGCAAGUAAGACACGUUGACAAUCUGCGACCUGAAGGCGAGUUUUAUGCUCCAGAAAAACCGGGAUAUAAACCAGCCGAACGUCCCUAUCAGAAAAAACCGGAGGAUAACCUGAAGCCAGAAGGUGAAUUUUAUUCUCCGGAGAAACCCGAAUUCCAACCUGGCGAACGCCCAUCGCAAGUAAGACACGUUGACAAUCUGCGACCUGAAGGCGAGUUUUAUGCUCCAGAAAAACCGGGAUAUAAACCAGCGGAACGUCCCUCUCAGAAGAAACCGGAAGACAACUUGAAGCCUGAGGGUGAAUUUUAUUCUCCACAGAAACCCGAAUUCCAACCUGGCGAACGCCCAUCGCAAGUAAGACACGCUGACAAUCUGCGACCUGAAGGUGAUUUUUAUGUUCCAGAAAAACCGGGAUAUAAAUCAGCGGAACGUCCCUCUCAGAAGAAACCGGAAGACAACUUGAAGCCUGAGGGUGAAUUUUAUUCUCCACAGAAACCCGAAUUCCAACCUGGCGAACGCCCAUCGCAAGUAAGACACGCUGACAAUCUGCGACCUGAAGGUGAUUUUUAUGUUCCAGAAAAACCGGGAUAUAAAUCAGCGGAACGUCCCUCUCAGAAGAAACCGGAAGAUAACUUGAAGCCUGAAGGUGAAUUUUAUUCUCCGGAGAAACCCAAAUUCCAACCUGGCGAACGCCCAUCGCAAGUAAGACACGCUGACAAUCUGCGACCUGAAGGCGAGUUUUAUGCUCCAGAAAAACCGGGCUAUAAACCAGCUGAACGUCCUUCCCAGAAGAAACCGGAAGACAACUUGAAGCCUGAGGGUGAAUUUUAUUCUCCGGAGAAACCCAAAUUCCAACCUGGCGAACGCCCAUCGCAAGUAAGACACGCUGACAAUCUGCGCCCUGAAGGAGAGUUUUACACACCUGAUAAACCGGGGUAUAAGCCUGCCGAACGUCCCACACAGAAAAAGCCACAAGACAACCUUAAACCAGAAGGCGAAAUUAUUAUGCCGGAAAAGACUGUAUUUAAACCAGCUGAAAAAACUGAGCGCAUUAUAAGAAAAGAUAAUCUUCGAACUGAAGGUGAAUUUGUGUAUAAAGAUAAACAGACAUACGAAUUUGUCAAAAGGCCUGACCAAAUAAAGCCAGUUGACAAUCUGAAACCUGAAGGAGAAUUUUAUAAGACAGAAAAGCCUUCUUACAAGCCAGGCGUACGUCCACUAGUUAAAAAGCCUGAAGAUAAUUUGAGGAUGGAAGGCGAGUUUACUGUGCCAGAAAAUGUUUCAUUUAAGCCCUCCGAAAAGACAAAACGUAUUAUAAGGAAAGACAAUCUGCAUAUGGAAGGGGAAAUGACAUUUUCCAAAAAGGAGCAAUAUCAUUAUGUCAAUAGGCCAGAACAAAUUAAACCUUCUGAUAACUUAAAACAAGAAGGAGACUUCUAUACUCCGAAGAAACCGAAAUUCCAACCAGCUCAAAAAUUGUCCCCAGUUAGGCCUGAAGAUAAUUUGAGGCCGGAAGGAGAAUUUUACACCCCUGAUAAGCCAAGAUAUAAGCCGGCUGAUACGGUCCGACGAGUUGUUCAUAAAGAUAAUCUGCGGAUUGAAGGGGAGAUGACGUUUACAGAAAAGGAAAACUAUGUCAAUGUAGAACGUCCAAACCAAGUAAAACCAGAAGAUAACCUCAGAUCGGAAGGUAAGAUGUAUAUUUCAUCCGAUAAAACAGAUUCCAAAGAACUUAAAACUAAAGUGGAAAAAGCGGUAAUCAAGCGCCCGGUAGAUAACCUGAAACUUGAGGGCACUCUUCAAAUUUCAAAACGAGAUGACUAUAACGAAAAGAGAACUUCCAAGCUGGAUACAUCUAAAAGUGUGCAGAAAACUACCAGAACAAAAUACACGCACAAUAAGUCGUCAAUAUCUCUUGGAGAGGACAGUGCCAUUCUAAAGACAACAAAUCAAAUGAGCUUUGCUUCGGGCAAACAAGCUGUUCCGAUGGCUAAUAUGAGUUCAGAAAAACCAGUCGAUGGUUUGGUUGUAGUAUCCACGAAAAAAGUUACCACUGUAAUAGGUGGUCGCGUCAAAAAAGAACCGGAAACAGAGUAUGUUAGACGACAGGGGAAAGUUAAUGUCAUCGAAAAUAUUGCAAAAACUAACAACGUUAAAAACAUAGUCAACAUUGAAAAUAAACAUGAUGAAUCAAUUUCGGUGAAGGAAAAUCGUUUUGCGAAGGAGAAAAAAGUCAUGGAUUCUGUUCGCGUUGAUAUUUCUGAUCAAACGUUCACCUCUGCAGUGACUAACGGAAGUAACACAGGAAGUAGUUCAGAAAGAAUUAUGUCUAGUGGAGUGGUGGCGAAUACCGCUGGUCCAACAAUUUCCACACAAUGCAAUUUGGAUAAACAGGAAAGCACAUCGACACACAUGAACGCUACCUCAUCUAAAAAUAUUUCUGAUCAAGCACAUUCCACACAACACAAGACCAUGUCAGCUGAAAGUGCAUCAACGAAAAUGUCAUCAAGCUCCUCUGCUACCACUAUGUCUAAACAUUUCCAUCAUCGACGAAGCGAUUUCACUGCCGACGCAAACAUUACUAAUUCAGUAUUUCAUCGAAAAACUGUUUCAAAUGAGUCAAAUCAAUUAGGUAGCCUAACGUCGAAUGGUAAGAUUCACAGAAAGAGCAUUCUGAAUUUGCACGAGGAGCCAUCCAGCUCAGUUUUUCCAAGCGAACGCCAGAGCUACAGUAGCAUACAUCGACAGAACAGGGAACAAGAUAGCAGCGCGUUGUUGAUGAGCGAACGUCGCCACUACAACACAUUCGGCCAGUCGCAAAAUAGAGAUCAGACGUCAAAGUCUUGCAAUAUUUCUAAAACGUCGCCUUCCGGUGGUAUCGAAAUUCCCCCUUACAGUAAACAUUCCGAAAGAAUUGUAACACGAAGGAAUGUGAAUCAGUCAUCUAUAUCUCUGGGGAUGGAUGGAAUUUCAUCCACCUCCUUGUAUCGCAGUGAAUAUAAGACGGUUCCAUCCACAACUUGUGCUAUACACAAAAUCAAAGAAGGUGCAUUCCAACACACAAGAAAUACGAACGAACAUAAAUUUUUUAAAACUGUCAAGAACUAAUUAGGCUGUAAAAUUUUAAGGGCAUGUAAAAAUGCGUCUUUGCAUGUACGCAAAAAAAAUUUUAAUAAAUUUUUCAUACAAGCAUAUCAAUGUUGUAACUCAAAUAUUAUAUUUACGUUCAUUUAUGUAUAUGCAGACAGACAUAUAUAUGUAUAUUAAGCAAGAGUAAUUGCCACAUAAUUUAAUAAAAUAUUCUCAAAAAAUUUACCGCUAUGGUAUGUUCCACUAUAUUAUCAUGGCGAAAUAAAUAAGUUGAAGUAAUUUGACAGCUUU
Rhagoletis zephyria (snowberry fruit fly) is the source of this 13167-nucleotide messenger RNA. It is a transcript of the gene Sdb, whose product is annotated as SAXO downstream of blistered. Gene Ontology annotation, cellular component: axonemal microtubule; ciliary basal body; sperm flagellum. Gene Ontology annotation, molecular function: microtubule binding. Lineage: Eukaryota; Metazoa; Arthropoda; Insecta; Diptera; Tephritidae. The record is from RefSeq and is a predicted model, not a curated record.